Molecule: messenger RNA, 7532 nt
Organism: Cinara cedri
Lineage: Eukaryota; Metazoa; Arthropoda; Insecta; Hemiptera; Aphididae
Source: the annotation of a GenBank genome assembly
GCAUCGUCGUCCUCAUCAACGCAAUAACGCCGUUUAUACAUCUAACUGUUAUUAUUUUGCUUCAUUUACAAGUUUGCGAAAAUAUCCAAUUUAUCGUUGUAUCCGAAUAAAUAUAUCCCGUAAAAGGUGAGCAUAAUAUAUUGUUAUACUAUAGUGUAUAUAUUUUAUAAGUAUAAUUUCUUCUUCUUCUUCUUCUUUUUUUUUUUUAUAGUAAUUUGAAUAUAAAAACGAACUAAAUUCAUAAAUUGUUUAAUAAACUCGUGCUUUUAUACAUACAUAUAUAUGUAUACGGUAUAUAAGUAACAGUUAGUAUAAAAAAUCUUAACAAAAUAUAUAUUAACUGUGCAUUGUAUAAUUGAUUGUAAAUUUUUACCUAUAAUUAUGCAAAAUAUACGAGUUAAAUACUACAAAACAACGUCAUUGGUAUAGAUAGUGAUAGUAAUAUUAUUAUUAUUUCGUCUUUUUUAAACGAAUUCUGAAUAAAUAAAUACAUGUUUAAGGUAUUGUCAAUAUAUUUUAUUUAUAUAUAUAUAUACGUACGCAGUGCGAUUUUAAAUAAUAAUUUUGCUAUGUCUACAUUUUUACAAAAAGAAAAUUUAAUGUUCACUUAUUUUUUUUUAUCUCGGUCAUACUAACAUAUUAGUCAAACAUUUUAUCACCCGCACCAAUUAUGGUUUUAUCUUUUUAAACUUUACUUCAGACACAAUUUUCUGAAAAUAUUUACAAGCAGAAAAAUAAAUACAUACAUAAUAUAUUUGUGGCUUGGUGUCAAAAAAAAAAAAAAACAGAAAACUUAUUACAAUAAUUAUGGAUUUAAGUUAAAUUUUUUUGAAAUUUUUUGGAAUUUAUUUCCAAUUUUCAAUUAAUAUGUUUACCAUUGGCCUUUCACUCACCAAGCCACAUGUAUCGAAUAACAAUCACUAAAAGUUUAUUAUUACUAAUAAUUAAAAUUUAAAAUAUUUUUCUAUCCCCAAUUUAAUUUAAACUUAAAAUCAGAAUAACAAUAAAAAAAAAUAGAUUUAAUGUGUACCCGAUCAACCAGAUACUGUAAAUCGUCAUUCUCAGAUAAUAUUAUCCUACGUUAAAACCUUAGAGGUUUUUAUUUAAAAAAAAAAAUGACAACCAUAAUUAAUUAAGUCAUAUUUUCGUGAUAGUAGUGGUUUUUAGAUUUGUUGCUAUUAUUUAUAAUAAUAUUAAUAUCUGCAUUUAAUUAAUACAUGCGGCUACAUAUUUAUAUAUAAUACAAUAUCUAUCGUAGGUAUCGAAAAAAAAAAAAAAAAUUCAUAAAGUAUAUAAUAAAUACUAUCGUAGCUUAAACUUUUCAAACAAAAUCUUACGAUUAGAUAUGAUUUAAAUAGAUAAUAAAUAUUUUGUUUUAUUUACAGCCACUUUAAAUAAUAUAAACCUUAAUAUUCCAAUAUUACUGCAUUGUAAUGACAUCCGUAAUUAUUUGUUGCAUUCAUAAUAUAUAAAACAAAAAUAUCGAAUUAACUCUUUAUUAUAAUAUUUAAGUAAAUACUUUAAGCUUAAGUUGUAUUUAUAUUUACUUUAUUUUUAAGUAAAUAAAAAUCUAUUUAGUACAAAAAUGGAGCUGCUGAUAGGUGAACCACUAGUGUAAGUGCGAAAUUAGGAAUGGUGUAGAAUAUACAAAAUGAUACAUCAUUAUUAACGAAAAUCGAUUAUGAGCGGAAUUCGUUUAAAGUUUCGGUAUUUUUACAAGUUUCAUACAAAUUUGAACUUUAAAUGUAUAUUUACUAAAAAAUGUCUACAUUACGAACAGAUUUCUUCUUCUUUUUUUUUUUUUACUACUAAGUACAAUUUAUUACAAAACUCGUUUUAAAUUUUCAAACAUAAUUGCUACUCGAAAAUAAUUUUAUCCACACAUAAAACCUUAACUAAAUUAACAGAAACCGAUGUUGCGUAAAUUUGCCUGUUUUUCUACGAUUUUUCCCAAAUAUUAUAACAAUUGCAAUAAAAAUAAAAAAAUGGCCAUCUCAAUCUACAAACUAUAGCCAAAUUUUCAUCCAGAAAUGGCAGAAAAUACCCCUAAAGUUGAUGAAUUUAUUAAUUUUUAUAAGUUUUGUUUUAAUUAGAGUAUCGAUUUUUAACAAUAAUUCGUCUUCAAUAUAAUAUUAUAUUCUCAAUUAAUAUGAAAGAUCAAAAUGGCAUUUUUUUUCAGAUUCUGAGUGUAGGAAGAAACUAUUAGUUUUACUAAAAACCAUAUUUUAUUUUUGAAAAACGUUUUUUUAUUUAGUAAAAAUUUUACGAUUUGUUCACACAGUACAUUCAUCGUAUGCAUCGAUGCGGAAUGUUUGCUCGAUAGCCUUUCAUUUGAAACAUUUACCGAAAAAACUCGACUCGGUAGCAAAAAUAAAACACAAUCCAUACUAUACUUCAUUCAGAAUCGUUUUUCGGUUGCAGUGAUUGUUGAAUGCAUAGACUGCAUAAACUGCUAUGUUAUAUCCUACCUUCCUAACUACCCACUAACAACAGUGAACUAUUCGUGCCCUUUAUUUAUUUAAUUAAUAAAAACCACAAGCUUAUACAUUUCGAUAAAAUCAACAAUAUUAAUUGAUGACUGGUAAAAGUACACCUUAUUUGUUAUUACUAUACUGUUUUUACAUUCACAAAUUUGUUGUUUUUUUUCUUUUAUAAUUGAAUUGUGGAACAAGUUUUCUACGUCUCUGGGGAUUAUUAAAAAGCAGUCCAAUUUUUAUCGAACAACAAUAAUAACUAAUAUGCAAACAUGUGUUAAUAUGUGUAUUAUUUUAAUCGCGAGGAACUGCAGAAUUAAAAUGUUAUUUUACCUUGUUUUAUCCCUACACAGAUAUUAUUAAUAAUAGUUAUACUUUUAUGGUAAAUUUUGUUUGUUUACGGUGGAAGUUAAAUGGGCUAGAAUUAACUUUCAUAUUUUAAAUACCACCGCAGUGACAGAUUUAUAUGUUCAAUAAACAAUUCAAUUCUAGUAUACAAUAAUAAUACGUACCUGUAUAAGAUACGGUGUAUAUUAUUUAUAAUACAAACAACAUGUAGGUAUUUUAAAUUGAAGUUAAAUCGAUUACACUCGUAACGAUAAUAAUGAUUCUAAUGAUAUUAUUGUGGACAACUUUCCAUUUACACAAAAUAUAUGUCUAUAGAUAUUAAAAUAAAAUGUAAAAAAAAAACUGAUCUGGUUUGCAGCGUCACUUCGAAAAUUUGUUAUUCCUGCACGUAUUGCUCGUCAUUAACAUGUUCUUACAGUAUACCUAUUCUCUCUUGGGAUUAUUACGUAAUCUAUGUAUAGUCUCAAAUAGCACCACUUCGAUUUUUUUUAAAUUUCACACAACAGCAUUGUAUAUAUAUAUAUUAUAUUUAUACCUAUAUUAACUUCAGUUGUUUUCGGACCACUCUAAUAAUAUUUUGAAUACACUUUAAAAAUUACCAACACUAAUAUUAGUAGUACAUAAUAUUAGUACUGCCUUCCUAUACAGUAUACGCGCAUAAUACAAACACAUUAUUUUUAAACGGCAAAUUAUUUUAAUUUGAAUAUAUAUAAACAUAUAUGCAUACAAAAUCUGUUCUCACGUGUUUUCUUAACUACAAUAGGUAGGUACCAAUGAGUGUAACCAUCAUCAUAAUUCAUAAUAUAUUAUGUUUCUAACUUUUUUUUUUUUGUUGAACUUCAAAUACCUAUACAGAAACCACAAAUAAAGUUUACAAGUUAAUUAUAAAUCAAAUUAAAUGAAAUAUUACCAAUCGUUGAAGUUAACAUAUUGCCUAAUAAUGUAAUUGAAUCUAUUUUAAUAAUGUAUUUCAGUAUUUGUAUGUAUUAUUAUAGAUAAGUAGUAAUAAUAUUAUAUUCACAAAUAUCAUACAUAUCCAAACGUAUGUAAUAUAGCCGUAUACAAAGAUUGUAAAUUAAUCACUUUCUCCGUGAUAAUUACUUUUAGAAUAAUAUAUAUAUAGAGAUUAAUUUUUAAAAUUCUCAUUUAACCAUAAGAAAAAUAGAAAAAGAAUAAUAUAAAGGAAAAAAAAAAUAGUGACCUGCCACUAUAAUACCUACGUAUUAUAUGACAGUUUACCCCUAAUACGGUUGACUAAGUCAUAUACUGGCACUCACGGAAUUGUACUUAGCAGCUAAUAAACUAAAUUGGUUUACGCCUACCGAAUGUUCUAUCGUUGUACAUAUAAAAGAAACCAAAGCACAUGUCAAUUUAAUAAAAGUUUCGAUAGGUUUUGCCACUCUAAACACAAAGUAAAAAUACAUUUGUAUAUUAUGUAAUACAAUUUGCAGUUUACAGUUUUACAAUCUUUUUAUAAUACUGUUAAAAGCUUUUUAUAUGAUUAAUACACUUUUGUUAAUUUAGCUUAUUGUUUUUUACAUAUACGUAAAUAUUCUAAUUAAGUAUAUUUGUACAAGUAAUUUAAAAUUUGAAUCUGUGUUAUAUUAUAAGUUUACCUAAGGAUUAAAAUAAAAGUAUCGAAAGAACGUGAAAUUUAAAUUUACCUAACUAGUUCUUUUUCUCGGGUCAUAAUUGUAAAGGGUUUAAUUUCAAUAAAGUAUACUUGUUAAAUAUAAAGUAAUAGUACAAUUAAAUAUUGUUCAGCCUUAAAAUCAAAAUCAGCAUUUUCAAAAUAGUUUUUAUACAUAUUAUUUGUUAAAUUGGAUUCUGAUUAAAGUGAGAAGAAAUAAUAUACUUAGGUAUCUUAAGGGUUUUAUAAGAAUGUGUUUUUUUCUCUGUGAUGACUCUUUCUAUUUUUGUGUAGAAGUACUUAAACAAGUUUAUUUGGGGGGAUGUAAAUAGAAAAUAGAUUUUAAAGUUUCUAUAUAGAAACCGGAUUUUUCAAAUAGUUGCAUUCCAAAAUGUUAUUUUUCUCAAACAUGUCGAAAUAUAGUAAAAACUCUCGAAAAAAGAAUAACUUUAAAAAUGAAUAAUUAUUGUUUGUUGUCCAAGUUAAAAAUGUAUUAACUUUGAAUAUUGAUCAAUUGUAAUUUUCAAUAGGUAACUACUUACUAUUUUUGAUCAAUAAUUUAUAGUUUCGAGGUUAUAAUAUAUAACAUAUUAUUACUUAUUUGUAUUUACGUACCUAAAAUAAUAAUUAUUGAAUACAUUAUUAUUGGGCCACUCGACAUUUAAAGAUUUAGACCGUUCGGGUCUAACCAUCCAACAUCAUAUUCAUAUAAACCUAUAUUAUCUACCUAUUUAUACUACGAUACAUUUUACACUUAUUAAACCUACCCAUAUAUUUAUUUUAUUACUUACCUACCUACCUACAACAAUAUGGUCCUACUAAAUUUUCUAUAACCGUUUUUCAGGCUUAUAUAUUCAUUUUCAAAUACAAACGUAAUUGUGUUUUACGCGAUUACACAAAAAUAAAGACUCCAAUAUGAUCAAGAGCGUAAUCUUGGUCAGUUUCUUGGUAUACGUAAUGACAUUGGCCGUACCAUGCUGUUGUUAUCCAGUGAUAUCCGAUGUGGAAAAUAUAGCGCGACCAACACGACCCAAGACUUUCGGUUCACCGGACGAAUUGCGUUCAUACUUGGAUCAGUUAGGACAAUAUCUGGCAGUAGUUUCUCGCCCCAGGUAAAUAUGUGUAUGCGUUAUUGAUGCACCCACGAUUUUAUAUAAUAUGGAAGCAUAGACACAGUUUAGAGUUUGGUUCUAAUAUAUAGUACUUAAUAUCGCUAUAUUAAUAUACCUUUAAUGAUAGGUACAAUUUAAUAGCUGAUAGAUAAAUUCAGUCUGUCGAUAGUGCUUCAUAAUCAACAAAGUAUACAACGUAUAAUGCCCAUUAGGUACACUUAUUCAUUAUUAAUAUUAUUAUAUUAAUAUUUAGUGACACCUUUUUAUGCCUUGUAGGUUACCUCUUACCUAUAAUACUUAUCAAACAAUUAUAUUUUAAAAUAUUUCAUUAUCUGUUUGAAACUUAAUAGUGACGCUUCAAUAUGAAGCAGGGAACAACUAUCAAUAUAUCUAAACGCUUUUGUUCUGAUUUAAAAUUCAAUUUAUAUUAUACGUCAAGCAUUUUUUUGAUACAGGAGAAACCGAUCUCCUUGAAAAAUAAUAUAUUAUUUCAUCUACAGUCUACAAACUAAACUUAUAGGCUAACCUAACCUAACCUAACUUAUAGUCGCCUUUACCCAAUCUUUAUUCGUAAGUAGAAACGUCCGUGUUUACAUAUAUAGAGUGAUUCACUAAACGUGUUCAUCUCAUUUUUUUUUGGUAAAUUUUGCAUAUAUUCAAAUUUUGAUUUUUGGAAUUUUUUAGUGUAGUUAAAGCUGUUACUUUCAAAUACUUAGAUUUUUCACAACAUUUAAAGAGUGUCUUGUGAUGAUAACAACUUUGGUUUUACAAAAAAGAACCUAAAUAAAAAAAAUCUAUAAAUAGAUGGAGUAUUACUUUAAAUACAUUUUCAUGUUCAAAUUUUUGAUUUCCGUCCAGUGGCGCACAGAGGUAUUUUGAGAGUACAUGCAGUAACAAAAGUUACCCACCCUCCCACCCAUUUUUUUAACGUUCUUUCUGCGUUCCACACUUAUACUCACAAAACAUUUAUUUGAAAUAUAUUAAAUUAAAUAGUUGCCCCUUAUAUAUUAUCUAUAUAGUUGUAUAUAGUCGAAGACCAUUGGGUAUAAAAACUAUAAAACAAAUUUAACAUAAUAUUUAGGUAGGUAAUUUAAAAUAACUUAAUAAACAUAUUGAAUAAUAUAACAUUAGAACAUGACAUAAAAAAAAUUACAGUGUAUGAUUUCUUUACCUAAAUAUUGGUAACAAACUUCCAUGAUUUUCAAUUUCUCUUUUUAAAGAAUGACUAUCUUCAUCAUAAUUUUCUGUUCGUAAUUCACAAUUUGAAUCAGUAGCUAUAUAUUUGUAUAUACCUAAAAUGUUCGCACGUUAUUCAUAGGCAUACUAUAUAUUCGUUAGGUUUAUAUGUAUAGGUAUGUCAGUUUAUACAACCAUACGUAUACCUACUCAAAUUAUAUAUAAUAAUAUUUUUUAAAUAUUAUAUUAUCUAUCUAUAUUUGACCGAACUGCGUGUUUUUUGUUUGUAUAAUUAUAGAUUUGGAAAAAGGAAAUCGGCUUCUCCUAUUUUACCGAUUAUAGCAAAGCCGAGAACACUGCAGCAGUACACCGAUCAACAAGCCGCGAUCAAUAACAUUUACAACCGAGACGACGACGAUUCGUACAAGUCGCAGUUUAAACCGACUGCCAUAAGAAACGCUAAGGAUUUAUACGACAUUUUGUUUUCGUCCCAUCGGGAAAACGACAUUAACAACCGUCAUCAAUACUAUGACGUUCAACCAGACACACCCAAUGUAGACAUUACAAUGGAUGCGAACUAAAAAUCAUUACGAAUGUUAUAAUUUAUUGUAGUAUAUUGAAGCACACGUUUUACUAAUAAUAAUUGAUAAUCGUAUAGUAACUGUAAUAAACGUGUAUACAGUUUGUUAGAUUUCAAUUUCAUAUUGAAUACCGAUAGUUAAUAAUAAUAAUAAUAAUAAAACAAAACGAAACACUAGUAAUAUUGUAUUUGUUAAUUAAUUAUAAUAACUA